AUGUCAUCGUAUCCGAACGCGUCCAAUGCAGUCAAUGAGUCGACUUCCGAUCUAGUCGAGUUCACAUCUCAUCCUUCACAGCCACCACGAUUGUCUCCACAAAUGCCUUACUUGCCUCCCAGGCGAUUUCCCAUCCCUCGACAACCACCUCGUUUGUCUCCACAACUUCCUCAGUCCUCUUCACAGCCAUCUCGUUUCGAACGACGGCGGUCUAUUUUGAUUGCACGACCUCGUACGAUUCCACUGGGGCCUCGUCCGAUUCCACAGCUUCGUCGUACCCAUUUAAUUCAGCCUCGUUCAAUUCCAAUAGUGCCUCGUCCGAUUUCACAGCAACAUCGUUCUUCAAGACAACCUAAUUUAUUUCAACAGCCAUCUCGUUUCGAACGACGGUCUUAUUGUUUGUAUCUACGGCCACCUCGUUCGAUUCCACUGGGACCUCGUCCUAUUCUACAGCGACAUCUUCCAAUGCCACAGCAACAUCACCCGAUUCCACAGCAGCAGCAUCCGUUUCCACAUCGGCAUCAUCCAUUUCCACAGCGGCAUCAUCCGAUUACAUUGAGACCUCAUCCGAUUCCACCGAGGCUUCAUCCAAUUCCACAGCGGCAUCGUUUUCCUUUACUUUAUCCUCGUCAAAUUCCACAGGGGCCAAUUCGUCCAAUUCUACAUAGGCAUCAUUCAAUGCUACUGACGCCUUAUCCGAUUCCACAGUUUCCACAACCUCCUCACUCACAACCGCAUAUACUUUAUUUGGUGUUAAAACCUCCUUGUAUGACAUCUUAUUCAUCUCCAGAGGGGAAUUACCCACCCUCACAAGUGUUGUAUUCCCCUCCAUCCCUACCGCAUCCAAUUUCGCCGUUAUCGUUACCGCGAUCACCUCCAAUUGAAAAUUUUUUGGAUUCGCCGCCAGACAGCGACGAGAAUAUUCAGAAUAAUAUCGAUUCCGAUGACGACGAAUAA
Molecule: messenger RNA, 957 nt
Organism: Sipha flava (yellow sugarcane aphid)
Lineage: Eukaryota; Metazoa; Arthropoda; Insecta; Hemiptera; Aphididae
Product: bromodomain-containing protein 4-like
Exons: 2
Coding region: 1-957 (318 amino acids)
Source: RefSeq, a predicted model, not a curated record